Heteronotia binoei (common prickly gecko) is the source of this 2221-nucleotide messenger RNA. It is a transcript of the gene FAM110C, whose product is annotated as family with sequence similarity 110 member C. The transcript is spliced from 2 exons. Gene Ontology annotation, biological process: positive regulation of cell migration; regulation of cell projection assembly. Gene Ontology annotation, molecular function: alpha-tubulin binding. The record is from RefSeq and is a predicted model, not a curated record. NCBI's taxonomy places the organism in Eukaryota, Metazoa, Chordata, Lepidosauria, Squamata, Gekkonidae. Bases 394 to 1479 code for a protein of 361 amino acids. Gene Ontology annotation, cellular component: cell cortex.
GGUCUGAGCCACUCCUCUCACGUCAAUGAGCCCUUCUCCCUCCCCGGUGAUGUCACAGAGGCCUUCGGUGCUCAGACAGGAUUGGCUGGGUCUGGCUUGCAGGGCUGGCUCAGCCGAAAGGUGAAUGUGCAAGGAAGCAGCUGUGUGGAGGUAUGAGCAGUCAGAGUGUCUGCAGCAGGCACAGGCAGCAGGGCUUUGCUGAAGCACAGGAGUUGCUCCUGCCUUGAGAAAUAAAUUUUAAAAAGCUGCAGCAGGGGGUUGGCACUUUGGCAACAAUCCCUGGAUGUCUUAUACCUGAAGAGUAAGGUCAGAGGAGGAGGAGGGGAUGGAUGUUUCGCAACCCGGUUUUCUUUUUCCUGAACUGUGAGUGAGCUUGGAACACCUGAACCUGAUAUGCCAACUGAAAUCUCCCGUGCGGUGAGAAUGCAUGCCAUCUCCGGCUUCCAUUCCUCGCUGACAGUGCGGCUUCUCAACAAAGGUCCUGAGUACCUUCGCAAGCAGAUGGAGGCAGGCCCCCCUGGCAGGAAGAGUGCUGUGGAAAGACUGGCAGCUGAUAAGGCCAAGUAUGUAAAAAGUCAGCAGGUGAUCAGUGCUAAGCAGGGGCCGAUCUCUGCCCUCAGCUCUGCUUCAGAGAGCAGCUGUGAGAGCAGUUCUGUGGAAAGUAAAAAAGUCAACAACAACUUAGCUGAGGGGAAAAGCAUCAAAAUUGUGGAACAGGUUAACACAGUGGUGGACUCUGGCCCAGCUCCCCUUGAACACGGCCCUCCCAUAGCAAGGCGCAGCAGUUCCAAGAGGCAAAUCAGACCAGACUCUUUAGUGAUCUAUCGCCAGAAAUGUGAAUUUGUGAGAGGCCAAAGCCAUGAUAACAGUCGUGGGAGUUUAGUCAGAAGGCUGUUCCAGGGAUCUUUCAAAGAAAAGCAGCUGGUUACUGAGGCAUCCAAGGUCAUCUUCAAGGAAGACAUUGCACGGACGACAGAAGGACCUCUACUGAUUGAAGAUGUGGGCAAUAAACUUGGUGCAGCAGGGCAGAACACAACCCUGAGCACAGGUACAGCAACUGUUCUUGCCAGCAGAUGUGAGAAUACUCCAAAUCAGACUGUGGUGCCUCCUGAUGUGAAGAGGAGAGGUCUGCACCGGUCUCAAUCGGACAUUACUUCCCGAUACUCAAAAUCUUUCUCUGAGUUUGACACUUUCUUUAAGUACUGUGGCCUUGAGCCUGAAGUAAUAGAGGAUCUUGGGCAAGAGAACUUUUCUGUGGCUUCUGAUAACGUCUGUUUCCGGAUCCGCAGCAUCAGCGUGGCAACAUCAGAAAGCGACUUCACCAGGAACAGUGGCGACGAUGGGUUGCUGGAAGAAGAACUCACAGAACAGGUUCCCACAGGCCUGUCAGUGAUUGAACGCAAUGCUCGGAUAAUCAAAUGGCUCUACACAUGUAAGAAAGCCAAGGAGAACAAAAAUGCUCUGCAAGAAUUUGCGUGACGUAUUCCCUUCCCAAAAUGUGUUGCAGCAAGAAUUGAAGUAUUCUUUGAACUGAUCAGAACAUGGAUUUGUAGCAGCCAUUUCUACCAUUCUUCAUCAGCUUGCAUCCUGCAACCCAACCAGUAACUGUGUCUUGCAAACGAACAACACUGUUUGACUGAAAUGCAACCUGAAUCUGGGAGUCAGUAAUAGCGUCUCAAAAAGAAGGAACAACCCUUCUAAGUCUGUAGAUCUGUAAGACAUUGCCCUAUAACAACAUAAUGAGCAUCCUGAAGGUUACAGCGAUGUUGGUUCAUGCACAUUUGAAUUUUCUGUUUGGCUAUCUUCCAGCAAAACAGAAACUUUGUCAUAAUAACCACCAAGUGUUGCUUCCUAGAAGAUGACUUCCCAUAUAAAUAUCGCCAACAGACCAGGAAUAAUUGAACAUCUACUAAGUAUGGCAAAUACAUGAGGCAGUUUUGCUGAAUGCUGAGGUUACAACCAGCAGAGCUCUCCCAAACAUCUACAUAGGGCAACAAGAGACAUGUACAGUUGUCUCAAGUUACUGAUGCAUUACUUCAUGGCCUUUUGGCUAAGAUCAAGUGUAAUAAGUUAUUGAUGUGUGUAUGGUUUUCCAGCUUGAAAUUUCAGAACACAAAACAAUGGUUUAUGUUGUUAACUAUGGUCAGUUUGUGGAACCAAGAAUCAUCUCACAGACAAACACUUCAGUUCUAUUUUGCCUCAACAAAUGAUGGUUUCAUUA